AAAGGGAGGGAGGGAGGCAGAGGGCGACAGUGCGUGCACGUUAGAGAGAGCUGUUUCAUUUGUGGCGAGAGAGUGGAUGCUAUUCUUUGCUAUAGAGAAUAAGAUGGAAAUGGAAAACUCUACCAUGGUAUAUUCUGAUGUGACAACUGGGAUGGGCAUACUAUCUCUGGUUGUCUACUGUGUGGCGUUUGUGCUUGGCCCCACUGGCAACGGCUUGGUGAUCUACGUGACGAGCUGCAGGAUAAAGAAGAAUGUCAACUCUGUUUGGUUCCUCAACCUGGCCUUGGCGGACUUCCUCUUCACUUCCUUUCUGCUCCUCUAUAUCAUCUACAUUGCCCGUGGUUAUGAUUGGCCUUUCGGUGACAUCCUUUGCAAGUUAAACAGCAUGGUGACUAUGCUCAACAUGUUCGCCAGCAUCUUCCUCCUGGCGGCCAUCAGUCUGCACCGCUGCCUGUCCACGUGGGUGGUUGUGUGGGCCCAUAACAAGUGCACGCCAGGCAGGGCUGAGAUCAUCUGUGUGGGGAUCUGGUUAGCCUCAUUGGUCUGUAGCCUCCCAUUCACCAUCUUUCGGGAGAUCAUACACCAUGAUAAUGGGACAGUGUGCAGUUAUUCAAUUUCCCAUUCUUCCUACAGGAACUUGGUCGUGUUCCGCUUUCUGCUGGGCUUUCUCAUCCCAUUCCUGGUCAUCAUAGGCUCUUACAUUGCCAUAUGGAUACGCGCCAGGCGCCUUCAGAAAGGAAGAACGCACAGGUCCCUCCGGAUCAUCGUCUCCGUUGUCCUGGCCUUCUUCAUCUGCUGGAUGCCCUUCCACGUCUUCCAGUUUCUGGACUUCAUGGAAGAAGACAACCAAGGCCUCAAGCUGGUUGUGCAUAUAGGGACUCCCCUGUCCGCUAGCCUGGCCUUCCUCAACAGCUGCCUGAACCCCAUCCUGUACGUCUUCAUGUGUGACGAGUUCCAGAAGAAGCUGCGUCAGUCCGUGUUGCUCGUAUUCGAGAAUGCUUUUGCAGAGGACCACGGGAUGAACUUUGUGUCAUCAACGCGCUCCCUGAGCUCCCAUCUCUCCCGGAUCUCCCGUAAGUCUGAGUCUCUGGCUCCAGGAGAAGGAGGACUUUUACACCUCACUGGUGACCAGUCUGAUAGUAAAGUGUAAACUGAGGUGUGAGAUGGGAGACAUCUGCAAAAGACAGGGCUAGUACAUCUGUAUUACAGAGUAAUUUGACUGUAGCUGUUGUCAUUGUGGUAUUCAUGGUGGCAAUGAAAUCAAAUGUAUUUUAUAAAGCCCUUUUUACAACAGUAGUUGCCACAAAUUGCUUUACAGACACCCAGCCUAAAACCUCAAAGAGCAAUGCUGAUGCAGUUACCAGAUUUAACUUCUGUUAUAG
Messenger RNA from Oncorhynchus gorbuscha (pink salmon), 1382 nucleotides. Its product is annotated as C3a anaphylatoxin chemotactic receptor-like. Gene Ontology annotation, biological process: inflammatory response; phospholipase C-activating G protein-coupled receptor signaling pathway; positive regulation of cytosolic calcium ion concentration. The transcript has 2 exons. NCBI's taxonomy places the organism in Eukaryota, Metazoa, Chordata, Actinopteri, Salmoniformes, Salmonidae. Gene Ontology annotation, cellular component: plasma membrane. Gene Ontology annotation, molecular function: complement receptor activity; G protein-coupled receptor activity. The record is from RefSeq and is a predicted model, not a curated record. Bases 77 to 1150 code for a protein of 357 amino acids.